Molecule: messenger RNA, 3601 nt
Organism: Pistacia vera
Lineage: Eukaryota; Viridiplantae; Streptophyta; Magnoliopsida; Sapindales; Anacardiaceae
Product: poly(rC)-binding protein 4-like
Exons: 8
Coding region: 47-1159 (370 amino acids)
Biological process (GO): regulation of gene expression
Cellular component (GO): cytoplasm; nucleus
Molecular function (GO): mRNA binding
Source: RefSeq, a predicted model, not a curated record
GUUGAUAAGCUGCUUGUUACUGCCAAGGUCUUUUACCUCUCAACCUAUGGCCGAUCAAGGUGAAAUUCCAGUGAACCCCACAGAACCCACCGCAAUCGACGCCGUCUCCGGCACCGAAUCCGUGACACAGCUUGAUGUCUCCGGAAAGCGCCGCCGUGAAGAUGGGGAGUGCGAAGAGCCAGGUUCGAAACGGAGAGCUAAAGCACAGGAUGUGUUGUUUCGAAUAGUGGUGCCUUCAAGGCAGAUCGGAAAGGUCAUUGGCAAAGAAGGACAUAGAAUCCAGAAGAUUCGAGAGGAAACCAAGGCCACUAUAAAAAUCGCUGAUGCUAUUGCACGACAUGAAGAGCGAGUGAUUAUUAUAAGUUCUAAAGAUAGUGAUAACGUGGUUUCUGAUGCUGAAAAUGCGCUCCAACAAAUAGCCACUUUGAUUCUAAAGGAAGAUGAUAGCAAUGCAGAGGCUUCAAAAGUAACUGCAGGGCAUGUGGCUGCUAACACUAUAAGACUUUUGAUUGCUGGGUCACAAGCGGGUUGUCUAAUUGGGAUGUCUGGUCAAAACAUUGAGAAAUUGAGGAAUUCUUCAGGUGCCACAAUUGUGAUUCUUGCACCAAAUCAAUUACCUUUAUGUGCAUCUGCUCAUGAAUCUGAUCGAGUUGUACAGAUAUCAGGUGAUAUUCCUGCAGUGUUAAAGGCAUUGGUAGAGAUUGGUUAUCAGCUCAGGGAAAACCCACCCCGACAAGUGAUAUCCGUUAGCCCAACAUACAAUUAUGGUGCAGUAAGACCAGCACAACCAUUUGUGGAUCCUACUUCAGCUGAUUAUGUAACAUUCGAGAUGAUGAUUUCGGAAACAUUGGUCGGUGGGUUGAUUGGAAGGUGUGGCACCAACAUAUCGAGGAUCAGAAAUGAAUCUGGAGCAAUGAUUAAGGUAUAUGGUGGAAAAGGUGAACAGAAACACAGGCAUAUUCAAUUUGGUGGUAGUGCUCAACAGGUCCCUAAACCUUUUUCCAUUUUCAUUGCUACCCGAUGUGGGAUUUUGCUAAUGAGUCAUUUUUCCAAUAAAUCUACACUUUGGCGAAUUAGCAAAUCUUCAAAGUUUUGUACUCUUCUGACAAAUUUUGCAACACCAUCAAAUGCGUCAAAUGACGAAGUCAAGCUUGCAUGAUGUUGAUCAAGUUCAAACAGUGGUUGAACUUGAUCAUUGUCACUACUUUCAUUAACAUAUCUGCGGGAUUCUCAAUAGUCUCAAUCUUCCGUAGGCAAUUCUUCCUUCACUAAUGAUUUCCCACACAAAGUGGUAACAGACAUCGAUAUGCUUGGUGCGAACAUGGAAUACUAGAUUCUUUGCUAAAUGAAUAGCACUCUUACUAUCAGAAUAGAUAGUGAUCUUCUGACUAAUCUUUAAUUCUUCUAAUAGUCCUUGUAACCAAAUAGCUUCCUUUACAGUCUCUGUGAUUACUAUAUAUUCUGCCUCUGUGGUAGACAAAGCAACUGUAAACUGUAAAGAAUAUUUCCAACUUACUGGAGCUCUAGCAGGAGUAAAUACAUAUCCAGUAAUUGACCGACUCGUAUCCAGAUCACUAGCAUAAUCAGAUUCAACAUAGCCAACAGUAAAUUGACUAAGAUUAUCAUCUCGCUCAAAAACCAAACCAAUGUUUACAGUACCUAAAAUGUACCUUAAAAUCCAUUUCACAGCUUGCCAAUGUCCUUUAUCAAGAUUAUGCAUAUAUCUGCUCACAAUUCCAACUGUAUGUGAAAUGUCGAGCCUAGUACACACCAUUGCAUACAUCUAGCUACCUACUGCAUUUGAAUAUGGAUUGAGAUAAUGAUGCUCUAAACUUUAUAUGAGAAGCAAGUGGAGUACUUACAGGAUUUGUCUUUUCAGUUAUGGCAAUACGUUGUAAGACCUUCCUUAGAUACUGUUUUUGUAUCAAUCAAGCCUUGCCAUUUCCUCUGCCUCUAAUUAUCUCCAUAUCGAGAAUCUUCUUGGCUUCCCCAAAAUCAUUCAUCUCAAAUUCUUGAUUUAGUUAAGCCUUUAGCUUCUCAAUUUCUUCUACAUUCUUUGAAGUUAUCAACUUAUCAUCAACAUAUAAGAGUAGAUAAAUAAGAGUAUCACCUUGUAGCCUUUGAAAAUACACAUAGUAGUCAAAGUUGCUUCUUGUGUACUUCCAACCCAUCAUAAACAUAUGAAAAUUUGAAGGUGUUGCCAAAUUUGUUAGAAAAAUACAAGACUUUGAAAGUUUGCUGAUUCACUAAGGUGGAGAUUUGUUGGAAGAAUGGCUAAUUAGCAAAAUUCUACAUCGAGUAUGAAUGAAAAUGGAGAAACUUUUAAGACCUAUAUAUAAGGAUCCAAGUCAUGGUUUUAUACAUUUCAAAUAUUGUUUUGUUAGAUUCCUCUUAUAUAAGGUUCUUUCAUUAAGGACCUUUUAGUUGAAAAAGUUUUGUUGUUAUUCCCCUUUGUUUUGGGUAAUUGUUUUUAUGCCUAUAUAAUUUGGGUAUUUGUAAUAUUACCCAAAAGUUAAUAAUAUUGUUUGUAGAUAGUAGAGUUUUCUUUUGCAACGCACGAGGACAUAGGUUACAAUACCGAAUCUCGUUAAUUCUUAGUAUUCUUUAUUUCUGCUUUAGCAGGUGUUAUCAAUGUUUUAAUAAUCAACCCGACAAAGUUACCGGGUCCCUGUUGGACCAGCUAGUCAAAUCAAAUGACAAAACUUUAAAAUUUGGCAAAAACACCCCUGAAAAUAAUGUUAAGCCCCCAUAGGUUUGAAAUUUGGCAAAUAAACCCCAAAUACAAAUUGGUUGGCGACGACGACACCUCAAAUGCAAUCCCAAUCAUCCCUUGAGCCCAUUCCUCAGAAAAUAUACCCAAUUUCUGGUUGAAAUCGAUUCGAUUUUGGCUAGAUCUGACUGACGUUGACGUCGGCAUUCCAGGCCAAAUCUCACAGACUUCGGCGUCGACAACCCUCCCCAUCACCCCGAAAAUACUCCCAUUUUCCUCCCAACCAAAAUCCAUCUCACCCCCUCGUUAGCCUCGCCAAUCGUCAGCAAAAGUUGAUUGUUUCCGCCGCCAGUUUUUUUCGAUUUCCGAUUGAUUCACUCACUAGAAAUCAACUUCAUUGCCACCAUUGCACUCAUUGGCACUUUUUCUUCAAAAGCCUCAACAUCUUAGCCUUCAAUUGUUCGUCGAUCAUCAUUCUAAAUUCUAAGGUUUUUGGUGAAUAGGAAAAAUGUUAACCCGGCUCGGUGAAGCUUUCGGGUCCUGGUUAAACCAAUUAAACUGGCUGGGCCCGGUUGGGUUUUAAAACAGUGGUUGUUAUUAUUAUAUUUCAGUAGCUAGUAUUAGAGUUUAUGUUUGCAUCUUGGUUCAUUGAUGGAAAGCAUUUUUGUUUAGUUGAGUCAUGUCUUCUGCCAAAUUUCUACAUAUCAAAUGUAUUAGUGUCUUCAUAAUUAACAGUUUGAGGUUGCUCUUUUGUUUAAUUAAUUUCUAAUUGUGACAAAAAAGGAUGAGUAAUAAGAUUAAUGGGAUCAAAAACAUUGGUUUGGUUGAAGUUUGCCGAAAUUUUUCUUACUGAUUAACCAAGAAACCAGUGUUACCAAUGGUUAUUUGCUG